CCUGUACCUGUAUGUAAACAAUACAGAUCUCUCCCCUGUGAGCUCCUGCACACUGCGUUGUAUGGCUCUGCAUUGCAGAGCCAUACAAAGCAGUGUGCUUACAGUCAUGGAAAGCACACACACAGCCAACAUAGUGAAACAGCACACAGGUAACCCUUUGGUCACCCCAGAUGUUAACCCCCUCCUGUCCAGUGCCAUUAGUACAGUGUCAGUGCUUUUUAUUAGCACUGAUCACUGUAUUGGUGUCACUGGGGAUGUCAGUGACACCAGGUCAGUUCCGCCCAGUGUUAGAAGCCCACCGCACUCCCGCUAU
Molecule: messenger RNA, 313 nt
Organism: Staurois parvus
Lineage: Eukaryota; Metazoa; Chordata; Amphibia; Anura; Ranidae
Source: the annotation of a GenBank genome assembly